Myotis lucifugus (little brown bat) is the source of this 563-nucleotide messenger RNA. Its product is annotated as aggrecan core protein. The annotation marks the transcript as partial. Gene Ontology annotation, molecular function: hyaluronic acid binding. The transcript has 2 exons. NCBI's taxonomy places the organism in Eukaryota, Metazoa, Chordata, Mammalia, Chiroptera, Vespertilionidae. The record is from RefSeq and is a predicted model, not a curated record. Gene Ontology annotation, biological process: cell adhesion.
ACCCUGACAGCUCGCUGAGCGUCAGCAUCCCCGAACCGUCCCCUCUGCGGGUCCUCCUGGGGACCUCCCUCACCAUCCCCUGCUACUUCAUCGACCCCAUGCACCCCGUGACCACCGCCCCCGCCACCGCGCCCCUCACCCCGAGAAUCAAAUGGAGCCGCAUCUCCAAGGAGAAGGAGGUGGUCCUGCUGGUAGCCACGGACGGGCAGGUGCGGGUCAGCGGCGCCUACCAGGACAAGGUCUCGCUGCCCAACUACCCGGCCAUUCCCAGCGACGCCACCUUGGAAAUUCAGAACCUGCGCUCCAACGACUCCGGGAUCUACCGCUGUGAGGUCAUGCAUGGCAUCGAGGACAGCGAGGCCACCGUGGAGGUCGUGGUGAAAGGCAUCGUGUUCCAUUACAGAGCCAUCUCCACACGCUACACCCUGGACUUCGACAGGGCGCAGCGGGCCUGCCUGCAGAACAGCGCCAUCAUCGCCACGCCCGAGCAGCUGCAGGCCGCCUACGAGGACGGCUUCCACCAGUGCGACGCUGGCUGGCUGGCCGACCAGACUGUCAGGUGA